AUGUCUGCCGAUAAGUAUUAUACUCUUGCUGAAGGAUGUCCUUUCGCUAGCGACAGCACCGCAGUUUUAAUUCGGAAUCGUGGUCCGAGCGGUUUGGGUCUCCUUCAGGACACCCAGCUCAUUGAAACACUUGCGCACUUCAACCGCGAAAGAAUCCCUGAGCGUGCUUACGGAGAAUUCGAAGCGAGUGAAGACUCUUCCGACUUGACUUGUGCGAGCUUCCUUAGCAAAGCUGGAAAGAGAACGCCGCUUCUGCUUCGUGUUUCUACUGUCGGGCCCGAGUCAGGCUCUGCCGAUACUGCCCGAGAUGUUCAUGGCUGGGCCAUGAAGAUGUACACCGAUGAGGGUAACCUGGACCGGGUUUUCAACAACACUCCCGUGUUUUUUAUUCGCGACCCUAUCAAAUUCCACUCAGUGAACCGUUCCCAUAAGCGAAACCCACGAACCCACUUGCCCGAUCCGAAUAUGACCAUAUUAUACACAACUAUCACCGUAUUGACACUUCCCAGCUUCCAUGUCGGAAACCCGGAGGGAAUUCAUCAACUUUUGGUCCUCUUUAGUGACAGAGGAACCCCUGAAUCUAACGGCUCCUUCAACUACACCAAGAUUCACAUCAAGUCUCGCCAAAGGGUGAAGAACCUUACACAUGAAGAGACAACUCGGAUCGCAGGAGAGGAUCCCGACUAUAUGAUUAGGGAUAUGUAUGAGGCCAUCGAAAGAAAGGAAUUUCCGGAGUGGGACGCUCAAAACUACCGUUGGAAUAUCUUCGACAUGACGAAGGUCUGGCCACAUAAGGAUUUUCCGUUGAGGAAAAUCGGCAAAAUAACUUUAAAUCGCAAUCCCAACAACUAUUUCACAGAUAUCGAACAGGCGGCCUUCUCGCCAUCCACUAUGGUCCCCGAAUUUGCCGCUUCUGCGGAUCCUAGGAAGACACUGAUAAUAUCCUAA
Penicillium subrubescens is the source of this 948-nucleotide messenger RNA. RefSeq lists its product as uncharacterized. Lineage: Eukaryota; Fungi; Ascomycota; Eurotiomycetes; Eurotiales; Aspergillaceae. Gene Ontology annotation, cellular component: mitochondrion; peroxisome; cytoplasm. Bases 1 to 948 code for a protein of 315 amino acids. Gene Ontology annotation, biological process: response to hydrogen peroxide; hydrogen peroxide catabolic process. The record is from RefSeq and is a predicted model, not a curated record. Gene Ontology annotation, molecular function: heme binding; catalase activity. The transcript is spliced from 8 exons.